AUGAUCUGCACUAGCCCUACCAAAAGAGCUCGUAUCUGCCACAUGAAGGCCUCCGGAGCCUCAAAUUCAGAGGUUGCUGCCCAGAUUGGAGUCACAUGGUCCACUGUGUCCAAGAUCUACCGAUGGUACCAAGGCACUACUGAUUACUGUGCUGUAGGGAUUAAGACGGGUCGGCCCUGCAAGUUCACACUUAGGGACACCCGGUUUGCGGCCUGGCAGCUGGCCAACACGACCACACACAAUGUGGCUGACCUCAAAAGGCAGCAUUUCCCGGACGUUAGUGCUGAAACAAUCUGCCGACGCAUGCGGGAGAUAGGCCUGAUGGCUCGCGUGAGGCACAAGAAGCCCCUGCUCACCCCAGCGCAUUGCCAGAAGCAGUUGGAACGGGCCCUGGCCCACCAGGAUUGGACAGUGGAUGAUUGGAAGGGCAUC
This is a messenger RNA of Gloeophyllum trabeum ATCC 11539, 432 nucleotides long. RefSeq lists its product as uncharacterized. Gene Ontology annotation, biological process: DNA integration; DNA transposition. The transcript has a single exon. The record is from RefSeq and is a predicted model, not a curated record. The annotation marks the transcript as partial. Gene Ontology annotation, molecular function: DNA binding. Lineage: Eukaryota; Fungi; Basidiomycota; Agaricomycetes; Gloeophyllales; Gloeophyllaceae.